GUCAAGAAGAAAUAUGAAUGGCCGCGCUACCGUUACGUAUGUCACGUGACAAUGUUCCAACUGAACAAACAGGGUGUCAUCGUGGCAGACCGGAGUCUCAAGUUCGCAGAGACGGACAACUACGCCGUCUGCUUGUUCCAGAAAAAAGAUUCCGUCCUGAUCAUGACUUUCUAUGGCAUUUUCCAGGAGUAG
Molecule: messenger RNA, 192 nt
Organism: Candidula unifasciata
Lineage: Eukaryota; Metazoa; Mollusca; Gastropoda; Stylommatophora; Geomitridae
Source: the annotation of a GenBank genome assembly